AUGAGACCCUUUUUGCUCUUCCUGCUGCAUCUGAGCCUCUGAUAUACUCCUCUGCAGAAAAAGUUAUGGACUUGCAGGAGAAGCCAGGUAGCAUUGUGUCGUCUGGUCAAGAGGAUUUUACUGCUGUCCCGCUUGACACUGCUGCUUCUCUUCCUUCCUUCUCUCCUUUCUCAGCUGAUCCUUUUAAAGAGCAUGCAACCUUUGAUAUGUUAUCAGAGGGAUUAUCUGCAAGAACCAUUUACAAAGAAAAGGGAAGUGAUAUUUAUAAAGAAACUACAGAAAAUACAAGAAAUCCAUUUCUCAUAGAGAAAAAUUUAAGAGAAGCCCCAGAGAUGGAAUACUCAGAAAUGAAAUCUCCAUCCACUAAAGUCGAAGCAACCAUUGUCUCCCAGACUAAAGAAGAAAUGCUGCUAGAAAAUGGUAAAGAAAUAUAUAGCCUAGGAAAAAUCACUGCACAGCAGCAGGAUGCGUCUCCAGAAGCCCAUAUGGAAUUGUUUGAAAAGCAUGAUGAAAAGGAGUCUUCUAAGAAAGCAAAAUAUGAUAUUGAUGAUGGUGGUGAAAAGAUGGCUUUGAAAGAAGACACUCCUUCAAGGGAACAAUAUGUAGAUUUCAAACCAUAUGAACCAAUAUGGGAAGUAAAAGAUACUUGUCAUGGAGUUAGCAGCUUGAAAGAGGCUGUAAUAAGUGAGGUAGAUCGCAAAUUAGAAAGCAGUUUAGACAAGAGAUUUGAUGCAGAUAAGAUGCUGACAAUACAGAAAGAUUAUGAAAAGGAGAGUGAAGGCAGUAAUGAAGAUCUUUCUUUCCCAAGCACCCCAGAAGCUCUAAAGGGAUCGUCACAAACUUACAUUACGUGUGCUAAAUUUGAACCUACCAUAACAUCUGAGGACAAUAUAGUCAAAUCUCUUUCUUUGUUGGAGGAUGGUGCUUCAGAAAACAAAACCGAUGAGAAAAAAAUAGCAGAAAUGAAAGUCCAGACAUGGAUAGAACGUGAUUUUAAAUUAGUAGGCAGGCAGGAAGGUCUAGAAGCUGACUAUGCUAAAACAGAUACUUUAUCAAAUAUAUCAUUUGAUAAUGCAGCAAAUGUGCCUGAAGGUCUAACUCCAGACUUAGUGCAAGAAGCAUAUGAGAGUGAAAUGCAUGAUGCAACAUGUACAAAACUUACUUAUGAAACUAAGAUUGAUUUAGUUCAAACAUCUGAGUCCUUACAAGAGCCUUUGAAUCCUGUAGCACAGCUCUGUCCCUCAUUUGAAGGACCUGAAGCUGCUCCAUCACCAGUCUUGCCUGAUAUUGUCAUGGAAGCCCCAUCAAACACUGGAGCUGCUUCUGCAGAUGCUAUUGCUGUACAGCUUGAAGCCUCCCCAUUAGAAACUUUUACUUCUGUGGCUAGUUAUGAUAACGUGAAACAAGUGUCUGAGAAACCUCCACUGUACCAAGAGGAACUGAAUAUAUCAUUAAAAGAGGCUCAAGGAAUAAAGGAAGAAGCUGCGUUCAAAGAACCUGAUCAUAAGAAUAGGGCUGUUACUGAAGAAAUAGAGACUCCUUAUAUAUCUAUUGCAUGUGAUUUAAUUAAAGAAACAAAGAUCUCCAGUGAAUCUCCUUCACCAAUCUUUUCAGAUUAUUCGGAGACACUGAUAGCAGAAUGUGUUUCGCAGGAUGUGCCUGAACAUAAAGAGCCUGUUGAAAAAUUGUCACCUCAGCCUGAAAACGAUGACGUGCUCAGCAAUCAGCCAACACCUGAUUUUCCUCAGAAAGAAAAUGAAGUUCCAUCAUCUCUUACUGCGACAAGUAAAUCAGUUGAAAACACUGGGAAGAUUGGAACAGAUCAUGGAAGUAUGGAAGAACUUGAGGAGCUGCUGCCUUCUACGGCCAAGCCCUAUCUGGAAUCUUUCCAACCUGAAUUGGCUUUUUCCAGAAUGCCGGCUCUGGUGCCUGUAGAGGCGGCUUCCAUGGAAAUAGACAAGAAGGAAAAAAUUUCCCUUCAGAUGGAAGAUCUGAAUGCUGUUGCCUAUUCAGCUGAAAUGCAUAUUGCUGAGGAGUCCAAAAUCGGAGACAAAGUUCUUUUACCCACAGAGUCCUCUCCAGUCCAAGUGACAGAAGACUUUGUGACAUUGGUCACCACUGAAUCCACGCCUAAACUGGUGACAGAAGUCUUUGGUAAAGAAAUACUGUACAAAGAUGAGAGUAAAGAGAUGACUAAUGGGAUCAAAGGUGAGCUGAGGCAGUUGCCUUGCCCAGAACUACCCCAUGAUCUAUCUUUAAAGAAUGUAAAAGUGAAAGCAGAAGAAAAUGUUCAUGUUUUGGAAAAACCUUCAGAGGCUGUAAACAGAGAAGAGCUUGAAAUAUCCAAGGCAUCCUUGCUACCUGCAGAUGUUUCAUCUUUGUCUGCUGAAAAAGAGGUAGUUAGUAUAGUAAAACCUGAAGCUCUUGAGAAAGAAGUGGAGAGAGAAGUUCCGUCUGGUAAAGAAAAGGAGAAAACUCCUGCUAUAUUUUCAGCAAAGCUGAGUAAAUCCUCAGUUGUUGACCUCCUUUACUGGCGAGACAUUAAGAAGACAGGAGUGGUGUUUGGUGCCAGCUUGUUCCUGCUCCUUUCAUUAACAGUAUUCAGCAUCGUGAGUGUGACAGCUUACAUUGCCUUGGCCCUGCUUUCUGUGACGAUCAGCUUUAGGAUAUACAAGGGAGUUAUCCAUGCAAUCCAAAAGUCUGAUGAAGGCCACCCAUUUAGGGCUUACUUGGAGUCUGAUGUUGCUGUGUCUGAGGAGCUUGUUCAGAAGUACAGCAAUGUUGUGCUUGGUCAUGUUAACGGCACAGUAAAGGAGCUGAGACGCCUCUUCCUAGUCGAUGACUUAGUUGAUUCUCUGAAGUUUGCAGUGUUGAUGUGGGUGUUCACGUAUGUUGGCGCCUUGUUUAAUGGUCUGACAUUGCUGAUACUGGCUUUGAUUUCACUCUUCAGCGUUCCUGUUAUUUAUGAGAGACAUCAGGCCCAAAUUGACCACUAUUUGGGACUUGUGAACAAGAAUGUCAAAGAUGCGAUGGCCAAGAUCCAAGCUAAGAUUCCUGGAUUGAAGCGUAAAACCGAGUAAAAAAAAAAAAAAAAAAUUGAAGCAACCGAUCAAUAGGAUGUUCAUCUAUAAUGGGGGAAAUACUCAUUUGGAUUGUGUGGGGGAGGGUCAGGGGUUAGCAAAACCUUGACAUUGCAGUGCAAUUUCACAGAUCUUUAUUUUUUAGCAACACAGUGUUUGAGGGAAAAAUACCUGUUUUUGACUGCCAUGUGUUUCAUCAUCUUAAGUAUUGUAAGCUGCUAUGUAUGGAUUUAAAACUACUCAUCUUUGUUUAUCCUGUGUGCAGCACUGGCUAAUACAAAAGAUUUAAGAAAGCUGUACAUUAUGCUUCAUCAGAGGUAGUCCUGCUGCGUUCCAGAAGAAGUAGUGCAGGUGGGGCGGAGGCUAACACUUCCCAGUUUGUGCGCUGUGUCUGGUCUGUGUAGAUUGAUGCAGGUUUUCUAAAAUGAGAUGUUUUAGAAGAAUAUACCGUUCUAGCAAGUUUGAAAAGAACCUUGCUUUUGGUAUGAGUAUAGCUGUAUUGUGAUUUUAUUGUUUUAUCAAUUGCCAAUUAUAUAUAUAUAUGUGUUUCACAAAGCUUAGGUCUUUCAGCUGCUCCACAGUGCUUGAUAUUUCAGAGACUUGACUGAUUUUUAGGACUAGCUCCAUAGCGCACAAGCUUGAAAACCAAUUAAAAUACUUCUAGGAGCACUAGCAUCAGUUUUAAAAAAGCAACUAUGUACAAAUGAACUUCCACAUCUAUAUAUAUGAAACCUACAGCGUAAACUUUGUUGCAUAAAUAUACUGUAGCUGAUUUUGAGUAAAUACUUUUACAGUCUCUCAAACUCUGCUAAACUGUGGACCGAAUAUCUAGUGCUGCAAAUGUUGUUUGGAAAUUUCGAACGUUGUUAUGCAAGAAAUUGAAAAUUUAUACACUUGCAGUUUAAGCUGUAUUGAACUAAGUCCGUGGAAUGCAUUGUGAAAUGUAAAAACAAAAAACCCAAGUAUCAAUAAAGCUUAUAGACUGAAAAAAAUG
This is a messenger RNA of Alligator sinensis (Chinese alligator), 4074 nucleotides long. It is a transcript of the gene RTN4, whose product is annotated as reticulon 4. The coding region runs from base 66 to 3080 and encodes 1004 amino acids. Gene Ontology annotation, cellular component: neuron projection; postsynaptic density. Gene Ontology annotation, biological process: brain development; endoplasmic reticulum tubular network formation; neuron differentiation. The record is from RefSeq and is a predicted model, not a curated record. Lineage: Eukaryota; Metazoa; Chordata; Crocodylia; Alligatoridae. The transcript has 8 exons.